This is a messenger RNA of Lepisosteus oculatus (spotted gar), 1207 nucleotides long. RefSeq names its product metabolism of cobalamin associated Db (gene mmadhcb). Gene Ontology annotation, cellular component: mitochondrion. Lineage: Eukaryota; Metazoa; Chordata; Actinopteri; Semionotiformes; Lepisosteidae. The record is from RefSeq and is a predicted model, not a curated record. Gene Ontology annotation, biological process: cobalamin metabolic process.
AAGAGGUGAGUGAUGUCAUGCGUGACGUUGAGGCUGCGUGCGGACAGGAGGCAGAGUGAUGUUCCGAUAAGCGUCCAGGUCAAAACAGAAACUUACAGGUGGAAGGUUCAGGGAAACGCCCUUCUAGGAUGGCCAGUGUGCUCUGUAAGAGAGCUAGGCUGGUGACCUACCUGCCAGGGCUUCACAUUCUAGUAAGGAGGAUCGCAGGAGCCAGAUGUUUCUCUGCUGCGGGGUCGUCAGGCUCUGAUGAGCCCUAUGUUGCCAUUACUCCCCUUGACAUAGGGCUCAGAACGGUUUGGCCGGAUGAGAAAAUGGGCCCAUUUGGACCCCAGGAUCAGCGAUUCCAGCUGCCGGGGAAUGUGGGGUUCGGCUGCCACCUGGAGGGCACUGCUGAUCAGAAGCAAACACCGGUGCACCGGCCUGUGCCAGACGUUUUAUCUGCUCCCUCAAGCAGCGAGCGGCACGAGUUUAUACUGGCCCAGUUCGUCAGCGAACAUCAGGAAAAAGAAGUCGCCCCUACCUCUGAACAGGUCAACAAAGCCGAGAAGUACUUUGAGAUGUCAAACGUUGAAUGUGCAAUACAGACCUGCCCCGUGCUGCUGAAGAAAGAUGUCGAGGCGAUGUUCCCGGAGGCGCCGGCCGGGACACAGACCGUGGUGACUGUGACGCAGAAGACGCAGCAGGACAUGACGGCGUGGUCGGAGGCGGUGCAGGUGGAGAGAGAGACGCUGCUCGAGAAGUUUGUCAGUGGUGCCAAAGAGAUCUGCUAUGCUCUCCAGACAGCGGGGUACUGGGCAGACUUCAUAGAUCCCUCUUCUGGGCUGGCAUAUUUUGGAUCUUACACAAACAAUGUACUGUUUGAAACUGACGAACGGUACCGUCAUUUAGGGUUCCAAAUUGAGGACCUAGGGUGCUGCAAAGUCAUUCGUCACACUCUUUGGGGUACACACGCAUUUGUGGGGAGUCUGUUCACCAACGCACCUCCGGAGAGCCUUAUCAUGAAGAAACUGCAAGGAAAUUAAUCGUAUUUAUAGGGGAGAUCGAGGCACUACGUUGUGUUUCAGUAUCCUUAUACUUGAUAAACUGGAUAUUAAAUAUUGUUUCUUGUGAUCGCCUCCUUUUCUUUUUAAUUUAUGGUAAGUCCUGCCGUGUUGGAUCUUUAAAACCCUAAAGCAAAAUUAUACCCCCUAUUAAAAAUUUAAACUUA